Acipenser ruthenus (sterlet) is the source of this 3758-nucleotide messenger RNA. Its product is annotated as golgin subfamily A member 5-like. The record is from RefSeq and is a predicted model, not a curated record. Bases 494 to 2680 code for a protein of 728 amino acids. NCBI's taxonomy places the organism in Eukaryota, Metazoa, Chordata, Actinopteri, Acipenseriformes, Acipenseridae. Gene Ontology annotation, cellular component: Golgi cisterna; Golgi membrane. The transcript is spliced from 14 exons. Gene Ontology annotation, biological process: Golgi organization; retrograde transport, vesicle recycling within Golgi.
AGUUGCAGUGAGCCCUACCAGGCGAAAUCGAGGGCACUCUGUUUUGGGUCCUGACACAGUAGUUCCUGGUCCACGUCUCCAGGAUCAUGGAGGAGGGAUGAGAGUAGUUGCUCUGUAAGCUUCAUCAACUCCAAAACGGCUCUUGUAUUUAAAGUUAUUACCUGUCAUGUAAUUCUAUAUAUAUUCCUCGACAUUUAAAGAAACUACCGAUUUUUGGCAGAAAGUUGAAUAUAUUCUGUGAAAGGUAAGGGGCUUGGUAGAACCACGAAAAAGGCCCGAUAACAACAAGAAGUUAAAUGCACGAAUCUGAAUGUCCAAACCGCCACACUUCACACAAACUAGCACCUUUACACAGCCAGGGAUGAACAAAUACAGCUUUCCUGAAGCCAAUUUGACAAAACCGCAUUGUCAAGAUUUGUGUUGCUAAAUGAUCUACUGCUGUGCCCUGAAUUUAAGAAAGAAGGCUACAGAAACAAAUUAAUAAAAAUCCAAUAUGUCUUGGUUGACUGAUCUUGCGGGGAAGGCAGAGAAUUUCCUGAACAAAGUGGACCAGGGAGCAGCAACAGCGUUGAGUAAACAGCAAGCUGAGAUGACUGCUUUAGCUUAUGAUGCCACAGACUCCAGUCAGUACAUUUCAGCUUAUAAACAACAAGCUCCUGAGUACCAUCCACCCCCAGAGGUGCCUAGCUUCAUCACUUCAGCUGCUGUCAAUAUAAAGAAACAGAAGGCCACCCUUCUGUCUGGGACAGCCAACAUAUCCUCUGCAUCACAGCCCACCUCAGAGGUUAAUGACAGGCCUUCUUCCAGACCCUCGUCUCACUUUGUGAGGCCCAAAAAGACAGAGCCGGAUGACGACCUGCUCUUUGAUUUCCUGAACAGCUCAGACAAGACUCUUAAUGGUAAGGUGGACGCUAAAAAGGAAAAGCCCAAGACGUUGUCAUCUCAGAGCCUGUCCCGAACUUCGAGCCUCAGCUCUAUCUCCACUGGUACCCCCAGCAACAAAACCUCUGAGGACGGCUCCAGCAAGGAUCAUGGACAAGGUACUCCAGAGAGCUCUGAUUCUGGUUUGGUUGCCCCCUCAGAGCCUGCCAAAGAGGUCAGUGCUUCAGUUGGCUCAAGUCUCUCUGUAAAAGAUGAGAGCCAGACACAGGUGCUGUCGAACCUCAGACUGGAGAACCAGCUGCUGCGCAAUGAAGUCUCCUCGCUGAACCAGGAGAUGGCGUCUCUGAUUCAAAGAUCAAAAGAAAUGCAAGAAGAGCUAAGCAAAGCACGGGCCCGGGUGGAGAGGUGGAACGCUGAUCACUCUAAAAGCGAUCAGACUGUGCGGCAAAUGCGUUCUCAAGUGGAUGAUCUGACAGAGGUGAUCUCUGCUAAAGAUGCCCAGCUAGCUGUCCUCAAAGUGAGGCUAGACGAGGCUGACCAGCUUCUAAAAUCCCGGACGGAGGCACUCGAGUCUGCACAGUGUGAGAGAUCAAGAAUCAUCCAAGACUGCAAUGAAGGCAGCAGCUUACACGACCAGACAUUACAGACAUUGCAGGAGAGGUUAAGAGAAGCUGACUCUGCACUGAAGAGGGAGCAAGAGAGUUACAGACAAAUGCAGACUGAGUUUGCAGCCCGUCUCAGUAAGGUGGAGGCAGAGAGGCAGAGCUUGGCUGAGUCGCUGACAGCAGCAGAAAGAAAGAGCAUGGAAGAGAAGAGGAGAGCAGAGGAGCUCCAGCAGCAGCUGAAAUCUGCUAAAGCUGGAACCGAGUCUGUCAAGCAAGAGCUUAUAGACUACAAACAAAAGGCUACACGGAUUCUUCAGUCAAAGGAGAAGCUGAUCAGCAGCUUGAAGGAGGGUGCAGGGAUUGAUGGUCUGGACAGCCACACAGCCAGCACCAUGGAGCUGGAGGAGCUGAGACACGAGAGGGACAUGCAGAGGGAGGAGAUCCAGAAACUCAUGGGGCAGUUCCAGCAACUGAGAACAGAGCUGCAGGAUACAGAAAACCUACUGAUGACAGAAGGGGAAUCUUCUCGAGAGCAGCUUCAAGAACUGCAAGACCAGAUAACCAGUCAAAAACAGUCCAAGCAAGAGGCAGAAGCUGAAUUGGAGAGGCAGAAACAGGAGUUUCAAUAUUUGGAGGAAGAACUGCAUCGCACCAAAAACUCUCUCCAGAGUAGAAUUAAGGACAGAGAAGAGGAAGUUCAAAAACUCAGGAAUCAGCUUACCAACAAGACACUGAGCAACAGCAGCCAGACAGAGCUGGAGAACCGGCUGCACCAGCUGACAGAGACGCUGAUCCAGAAGCAGACCAUGCUGGAGGCCCUCAGCACAGAGAAGAACUCCCUUGUCUUCCAGCUCGAGCGCCUGGAGCAGCAGCUGAAGAGCGUGCAGGGUAGCAGCACCGUUAACGGACCUUCCAUCAACAUGGCAGGAGUGGAGAACACAGAAGGUGCUCGAAUGAGAAAUGUGCCAGUCCUUUUCAGCGAUGGGGAAAGUACUGAUGCAGGGAUGUAUGGAAGAGUCCGUAAUGCAGCAAGUACGAUUGACAGAUUCAGCAUCCGGUUAGGCAUCUUUUUAAGACGUUAUCCAAUUGCAAGGGUGUUUGUAAUUAUUUACAUGGCAGUACUUCACCUUUGGGUGAUGAUUGUUCUACUAACCUAUACACCUGAGAUGCAUCCAGGCUCCCCAGAUGGUUGAAUGGGAAAGUGAAAGCAGAGAACAUAACUUUUAAAAUAUGAAACACAUACCGUUACAAGCUACUGAACAGCAUAGAAACAACCCUUGUCAUGGUUGGGGCCAGUAAUUUGCAUAAACUCGUAUUGGAAAUUGCCUCCCACCCCCACGUUAUCUUCCAAAGUUCUUUAAAAUAUUAUAGCAUCAAUGAAUAGCAUCUUGCAAAAUAAUAUCUCUCCGAGUGCAAAUUGUCUUUUGUACAUACUGUAGAUUUGGCAGGUUCUUGAAUGUAAUCAGGGAAAUAAUUAGAUUAAAGACUGGACCUGGGUUUUCAAUUUUCUUUUAAAGUUUUAAUUAUUAUAUCUUUGCACUCACUUAUCUUUUUUCUUGUAUAUAGAAAAUGAUUUUCUUAAUCAUAUUAAAAAUUACUUUUAAUAGAAGUUGUUGUAGAGGAAGGCUUCAAAGCAUAUCAGACUGAUAUAUAUUUUUAAUGUACACAUUUGUUUUGUUCAUUUUGUUAUUCCUUUAACUAGAACAGAAGAAAAUAUCCACAACAAAUUAUGCACGUAACUAUCAAAAUGCUAAUAGACAACUGUUGCACUCCCACUAUAUUGUCAUAACCAUGUAUAAAUGAAAUUGUAUAUAUAGUUUAAAAUACUAUUUAACACUAACACUCAAUGUAACACCCCUACCAGACUCCUCUGCGUGUGGAUAGCCUUUGUGUGACCUUGUGAUGGGGUACACCUCGUCCCUGUAUUAUUAUUUUGUAUAUUUCGUAUUAUUAUUAUUAUUAUUAUUAUUAUUAUAUUUGUGUUUGACGGUGGGAAAGCCGUGUUUUUAUUGUUCGUUUUGUUUAUUAAUUUAAAAAACCUGUGUGAAUGUGGCUGGAGCCUCAAUAAGGUAAUUGUUUUAUUGAUAAUUAAUUAAUUAGGACGGUUUAGAACGAGAUCAUACAUCCGAAGCAACUGCUACCGCUGUACCACUCGGUAUUUGUUUCUUUAUGUAUUUUUGGCCAUCGAGCCCUUUUGUUUGGUAUAAAGUGUUUUGUUUAUUGUUUGAUUUAUUAUUAAAACCCGAGCGCAAACGCGUCUCGUUUCCCCUA